Molecule: messenger RNA, 1207 nt
Organism: Daldinia vernicosa
Lineage: Eukaryota; Fungi; Ascomycota; Sordariomycetes; Xylariales; Hypoxylaceae
Exons: 1
Coding region: 169-1065 (298 amino acids)
Source: RefSeq, a predicted model, not a curated record
GUAAUAUUUUCUUAUAUAGGCAAGACUCCAAGUGGCUUUUAGGCUCUCAGUUCGCUCUUCGAAUAUAAAUUCCUUCAGCUCUGGCUCGCACAAGUCUUCUCCUCUACGAUAGACAGGCCUCAUCUUACUUAUACAGUUUAAUCCAUAUCCAUAUUCUGCUCUGACAUCAUGUCCAGCACACUCACAAGGACUGACACGACGAGACCUCCCUCUCCCGUCGAUAUAUGCCCUACCCGCAAUGGCGACCCUCUAGCCAUUAACGUGACUAUUAGGCAAGACCCUCUGUCUGUGACAUUGGAUGGGCCCGCUAUCUUCUUCAUUGCCAUCUUGCUGAUUCUCAGCACUCAAUUGCUCCAGCCUUCGACCGUGGCCUUUCUCAUCAGUGUGUUGACCGUCGUUGUAUUCGUCCACAAUGAUUACCAGAACUAUUUAAAGCUCGGCCCCGGAGGUACGCCAGCGACAUUUGCCGGUUACAUUCGCAUCAACUGGUUUAAACUCUGGGCCUGCCGAGACCCCUUCACCCCUCUCCCAGCAGACCCAGACGUGCAGCCAACCGCUGGAAUCCUCCGCGGGAAACCGCUUCCCUACCGCUGCGGGCUGCGACCUAAAGUCGUCGGAAUCGCACCGCAACGGCAGGUCAACCAGUUUGGUUCUCGGGACUGCUACCUUACUCUACGGCAUAUCUUGGAAUCUCAUAGCCGUAAUAACCCGGAGGAAGUGGGCAUCGGCACAUCUUGCUUUGAAAAGCACGGCUUGGCCCUAUUCUCUCGAUAUCCUUUCAACAAGACAUGCCAGGGUGAAAUCUGUCACGUGCAUAACUCGGACUACUCGAUGCACCUAAACCUGCACCCGGACGACGUAAAGGAGGUUAUCGAGAAAGGCUGGGGUCAGCGACAUCCCUUGACGAGCCAAUGUUUCCUGAAGAUGCCCGUCCCUAAACAAUUCACCAUGGUAUACGCUCCGCGAUCGAUGGAUGAGCUGAAAGUUGUGUGCCAGAUCAUCGAAGCCGCAGGCUGGUGGGUUAGUGCAAAGGAGACGAAACUGAACGUGAUGGGAGAGAAUUGAAUUAUUACAUGGGCGUUUGCAAACUGGAUAGCUGGGCUGAAGGUCUUACGACGCAUAAAGUAUACGGAUAGCUCCUGGGUAGGACUCGUUUGCCUAGAUUGUCCUAUGAGGCGGAAAUGACCCGGUAAACCAGAGAUUGGCC